CUUGCGGCCACCAGGCUGGGUCCGAGCAUCCCGCGGCUCCGGACCCGCCCGGCCCGGACAUGGCGACCGUUCGGGCCUCCGUGCGAGGGGCGCUGCUGCUUCUGCUGGCGGUGGCGCGAGUCGCGGAGGUGGCAGGGGGCCUGGCCCCGGGCAGUGCGGGGGCAUUAUGUUGUAAUCAUUCAAAGGACAACCAAAUGUGCCGUGAUGUAUGUGAACAGAUUUUCUCUUCAAAAAGUGAAUCCCGACUAAAACAUCUAUUGCAGCGAGCCCCGGAUUAUUGCCCAGAAACAAUGGUUGAAAUUUGGAGUUGUAUGAAUUCAUCUGUGCCAGGUGUGUUUAAGAAGUCUGAUGGCUGGGUUGGCUUGGGCUGCUGUGAACUUGCUAUUGCCUUGGAGUGUCGACAAGCAUGCAAGCAGGCAUCUUCAAAGAAUGAUAUUUCUAAAAUCUGCAGAAAAGAAUAUGAGAAUGCUCUUUUCAGUUGCAUUAGCAGAAAUGAAAUGGGCUCGGUUUGUUGCAGUUAUGCAGGUCAUCACACCAACUGCCGAGAGUACUGUCAAGCUAUUUUUCGAACAGAUUCUUCUCCUGGUCCAUCUCAAAUCAAAGCAGUAGAAAAUUAUUGUGCCUCUAUUAGUCCACAGUUAAUACACUGUGUGAACAAUUACACCCAGUCUUAUCCCAUGCGGAACCCUACAGACAGUUUAUAUUGCUGUGACAGAGCUGAAGACCAUGCUUGCCAAACUGCCUGCAAGAGAAUUCUGAUGUCUAAGAAAACAGAGAUGGAGAUUGUUGAUGGCCUCAUCGAAGGCUGCAAGACCCAGCCCUUGCCUCAAGAUCCCCUGUGGCAGUGCUUCCUUGAAAGCUCUCAGUCUGUUCACCCUGGUGUCACGGUACACCCGCCUCCCUCUACAGGCCUAGAUGGGGCCAAAUUGCAUUGCUGUUCUAAGGCAAACACUUCAACAUGUAGGGAGCUGUGCACUAAACUUUAUAGCAUGAGCUGGGGCAAUACACAGAGUUGGCAAGAGUUUGAUCGCUUUUGUGAAUAUAAUCCAGUGGAAGUGUCCAUGUUGACGUGUUUAGCAGAUGUUCGGGAACCUUGCCAGUUGGGCUGUAGAAACCUUACUUACUGUACUAAUUUUAACAACAGGCCAACAGAGCUGUUCAGGAGCUGCAAUGCUCAGUCAGAUCAAGGCGCCAUGAAUGACAUGAAGCUCUGGGAGAGGGGAAGCAUAAAGAUGCCAUUUAUCAGCAUACCUGUUCUCGACAUUAAGAAGUGCCAGCCAGAAAUGUGGAAAGCAAUAGCUUGUUCACUGCAGAUUAAACCUUGUCAUAGUAAAUCCCGGGGAAGCAUUAUCUGCAAAUCAGAUUGUGUGGAGAUUCUCAAAAAGUGUGGGGACCAGAACAGAUUUCCUGAAGACCACACAGCUGAAAGCAUUUGUGAGCUGCUGUCACCCACAGAUGACCUAGAGAACUGCAUACCUUUGGACACAUACCUCAGGCCAAGUACUUUAGGUAACAUUGUAGAAGAAGUAACUCAUCCCUGUAACCCAAAUCCUUGCCCAGCCAAUGAGCUUUGUGAAGUGAACCGGAAGGGCUGUCCGUCUGGAGAUCCCUGCUUUCCAUACUCUUGUGUUCAAGGCUGCAAACUGGGAGAAGCUUCUGAUUUCAUCGUCCGUCAAGGGACCCUAAUCCAGGUGCCAUCGUCUGCAGGGGAAGUUGGUUGUUAUAAAAUCUGUUCGUGUGGGCAAAGUGGACUCUUGGAAAACUGUAUGGAAAUGCACUGUAUAGACCUCCAGAAGUCUUGCAUUGUUGGAGGAAAAAGAAAAAGUCACGGAACAUCCUUUAAGGUCGACUGCAAUGUCUGUUCUUGCUUUGCGGGCAGUUUGGUGUGCUCCACCCGCCUCUGCCUCAGUGAGCACAGCGCAGAAGACGACCGGCGUGCCUUCACCGGUCUGCCCUGCAACUGUGCAGAUCAGUUUGUCCCUGUGUGUGGGCAGAACGGACGCACUUACCCCAGCGCCUGCAUUGCUCGCUGCGUGGGUCUCCAAGAUCAUCAGUUUGAGUUCGGAUCAUGCAUCUCAAAGGAUCCGUGCCAUCCUAACCCCUGCCAAAAAACCCAGAGGUGCGUACCCAGACCACAAGUCUGCCUGACAACUGUUGAUAAAUUUGGAUGUAGCCAGUAUGAGUGUGUGCCGAGACAGCUUGCCUGUGACCAGGUCCGCGAUCCUGUCUGUGACACAGACCACGUGGAACACAACAAUCUCUGCACUUUAUACCAAAGAGGAAAAAGCCUGUCUUACCAAGGCCCGUGCCAGCCCUUCUGCAGAGCCACAGAGCCCGUGUGCGGCCACAACGGCGAGACCUACAGCAGCGUGUGCGCCGCCUACUCGGAACGGGUGGCCAUUGACUACUACGGGCCCUGCCAGGCCGUCGGGGUCCUGUCGGAGUACAGCUCCGUGGCCGAGUGUGCUGCCGUGAGGUGCCCUUCCCUGCCGGCGACCGGGUGCAAGGCCGUCACCCCACCAGGUGCUUGCUGCCCACUGUGUGCGGGGAUGCUACGAGUUUUAUUUGACAAAGAAAAACUGGAUACUAUUGCAAAGGUGACAAACAAAAAGCCAAUAACAGUUCUGGAAAUCCUUCAGAAAAUCCGCCUGCACGUGUCCGUCCCGCAGUGUGACGUGUUUGGAUACUUCAGCAUCGAGUCAGAGAUUGUGAUCCUGAUCGUUCCUGUGGAUCACUACCCGAAAGCUUUGCAGAUCGAGGCCUGCAAUAAAGAAGCAGAGAAGAUCGAGUCCCUCAUCAACUCCGACAGCCCCACCCUGGCCGCCCACGUGCCCCUCUCCGCCCUCAUCAUCUCCCAGGUGCAGGUCUCCAGCAGCCUGCCCGCGGCCGGCGUCCAAGCUAGGCCUCCCUGCCGCUCCGGCUGCCUCCUGCUCCUCAGCCUGGGCCUUGCCUCGCACCUGCUCUGGACACAUAACUGACUGCCCGAAGGUGCGAACCGUUCCUCGACCGAAUUUCUCUGCCUUGUGAAAGACAUUCAGGACGGCUGGGUUCGAGCUGGACGGUGGCCAGGAGAGCACGCGCCACCUCUGUUCACUACACAGGGUUCCCGUUGCUCAGUCUGCCAACAUCUGUAGGUUUACAAGUGUGGAACACGGGCUUCCGAGGGCCGACGAGGGAGGGCGUCUCCUGCUGAGGCACUGCCUGAUGACUCACAUUUUGCUCAGUAGAUGGGUCCCCCACUCGAAGGCAAAUUUUUUUUAAAGAUUUAUUUAUUUAUUUGAAAGUCAGAGUUACAGAGAGAGAGGGAGAGAGAGAGAGAGAGAGAGAGAUCCUCCAUCUGCUGGUUUGCUCCCCAAACGGCCACAAUGGCUGGGACUGGGCCAGGCCAAAGCGAGGAGCCAGGAGCUUCCUCUGAGUCUUCCAUGUGGGUGCAGGAGCCCAAGAACCUGGGCCACUCUCCGCUGUGAAGCAAAUGGAACAUCCCACUGCUGGAUGAGAUGCUCACUUGGUAGAAAGAGACCUCAUUUUCCAGCUAGGUUCCUAUCACAGAUACUUUCUUUCAGAGUCCCGGGAAGUCCUCAGGUUCCCCUUUGUGUUUGUGUCUGUUUCCAGAUGAAUACCUCCUCCAUCUAGGAACUAGGGCUCUGGGAAGGAGCCAGUGCCGUUAGAGACUCUGAAGGAAAGACACAGCCUCUUGAUGCCGUGUAACUCAGCCGGCAAAGUGAGAUUCGCUUACAGAGGUUGAUUCAGGGCCCCGUCUGUGGUGUCAAGCUAAGCAAGCUGACUGAACGACAGACAGUUCUGUUCUGUAGGUGACCAUCUCAGUGGCCACGGAGCUGGGUCUGUGACGUUCGUAAAAGGGACAAGUCACACUGCCUCCGAGCACACCCUGCAUUAUGCAAUUUUUAUAUUAAUCAGCGUAUAUUCGUCAGUAUUCAUUAAAUUUUGAAUUUUUAAACAUCAACCUUUAAACCAAUUGCUGCUACUUAAAUAACUGCCAAAAAGUGAAACAGCUGGUAGUGCACGUGACAAGCACACGACAUGUCUGCUUCGUGGUGAAGAAGGGGAAUAGCCAUAUUUGUAAGAUGACAAUCAUGCGUGGUGGCCGGGAUUUUCCGUUCAUGAAGACACGUUUGCCUUGUGUGAUGUGCACAAUGUCGAUAAGUGUUCCGUCUCUCUUCUUUUCAUAUAGAAUUAUAAAGAAUUGUGGUUUAUAUAUUUAAAAAUGUCAAACUGAGUAUUAAGAUGUUUGCAUGUUGUCUAAGAAGUUAAGUACCUUGAAUGUGUUCCACAGUGUGAGAUAAGCUAUUCAGUGUAAUACUUGUUCGUGUGCACCUGAACUUAGAUGUUACAUGAAGUAUUUUUCAGUAUUAUAUGUACCCUCUGAAAUAUAUAAAGAUAUGCUUAUUAUACCAAACGGUUUUUGAAAAGUGGGCACUUAAAGCUUUCAGAAUAUCUCAAGCUGAUGUAGCGUGUUUGUUGCAAUUGCUUUUGUUCGGUGUAUUUUCAAUGCAAUAUACUAGAAAGCUUUUCUAUUUUAAUAAAAGUAAUU
This is a messenger RNA of Lepus europaeus (European hare), 4552 nucleotides long. It is a transcript of the gene RECK, whose product is annotated as reversion inducing cysteine rich protein with kazal motifs. The transcript is spliced from 21 exons. Gene Ontology annotation, biological process: extracellular matrix organization; blood vessel maturation; sprouting angiogenesis. Bases 60 to 2978 code for a protein of 972 amino acids. The record is from RefSeq and is a predicted model, not a curated record. Gene Ontology annotation, cellular component: plasma membrane. NCBI's taxonomy places the organism in Eukaryota, Metazoa, Chordata, Mammalia, Lagomorpha, Leporidae. Gene Ontology annotation, molecular function: protein binding; metalloendopeptidase inhibitor activity.